Messenger RNA from Caenorhabditis remanei, 933 nucleotides. RefSeq lists its product as uncharacterized. NCBI's taxonomy places the organism in Eukaryota, Metazoa, Nematoda, Chromadorea, Rhabditida, Rhabditidae. Bases 1 to 933 code for a protein of 310 amino acids. The record is from RefSeq and is a predicted model, not a curated record. The transcript has 6 exons.
AUGACUGAACAAUACAAUACAAAAAAUGCCGGAGUCCGACGAUUGAUGCAAGAGGCGAAAGAGCUGCGACAGGCCACCGAAAUGUACCAUGCUCAGCCAAUGGAAGACAAUCUAUUCGAGUGGCAUUUCACCAUUCGAGGAACCAUUGGAACUGAUUUUGAAGGCGGAAUUUAUCACGGAAGGAUAAUAUUCCCGGCUGAUUAUCCAAUGAAACCACCAAAUUUGAUUCUUCUAACACCAAAUGGUCGCUUCGAGCUCAACAAAAAGAUCUGUCUCUCGAUCUCUGGUUAUCAUCCGGAGACAUGGCUGCCAUCAUGGAGCAUUCGCACAGCUCUUCUUGCAUUGAUUGGUUUUCUGCCAUCAACUCCAGGAGGUGCACUCGGAAGUUUGGAUUACCCACCAAAGGAAAGGAAACGUCUGGCGAAAUUGAGCGGUGACUGGAAAUGCAAAGAGUGCGGAUGCGUUAUGAAGGAUGCUCUCCUACCAAUCACAGAAGAUGGUCAAUUAAAAGAAACUGAAGAGGCGAAGAAACUUGCCGCACAACUCAAAUUCCAAGAUGAAUCGGUUGUGAAGAAGGAAAUCGCCGACGCCAAUGGAAGUGCUUCGGAAGAAAUUCAAUCGAGCGAGACGACGCAACCAGAAACUUCUGAAGUAACGAACGAUUCAUCUGAAAGCGACGAAUCAUCAGAAGAUUCUUCGGGAGAAGAAACUGAAGCCGAGCAGCCUGUUGAUCCAGAACCUGCCAUCAGAGAUCCUUCACCGACACCACUGUUCCAACAACCAGCACGCCAACUCGCAUCUCGAAGCUUCGACUACUCACUUCUAAUUAAAAUCCCACUUGCUCUCAUUUGUUUAGCCGUAUUUAUGACACUCGUAGCUCGCCGUAUUCUUGUCGAAAGCGGCAAUUCUUUCAAAGAAGGCCCUGAACUGUAG